Tachysurus vachellii is the source of this 2310-nucleotide messenger RNA. Its product is annotated as NHL repeat-containing protein 3-like. The transcript is spliced from 7 exons. Gene Ontology annotation, biological process: proteasome-mediated ubiquitin-dependent protein catabolic process; negative regulation of translation; protein polyubiquitination. Gene Ontology annotation, molecular function: protein binding; ubiquitin protein ligase activity; translation repressor activity. The record is from RefSeq and is a predicted model, not a curated record. Lineage: Eukaryota; Metazoa; Chordata; Actinopteri; Siluriformes; Bagridae. Bases 136 to 1188 code for a protein of 350 amino acids.
UUUUAUUUAUUUAUUUUCCUUGCGUCUCAUUGGCGUUUAUGAAUCAUUCUUUGGGUCACGUGACCAUAACAGGAAGCGGAUUCCUGCUUGUUCUGCUGCUCGGUUUUGUUUGCUAACACUGCGUACGUUUUCUACAUGAAAAAGAAAAGUCAGCUGUGUUUCGUUAGUUCAGCGAUGGCUAUUAUCUUCCUCGUCAUGUUUGUGAUGUAUAGCACCUUAAAUUCCCACUAUGUAGCAUCAGGACGUAAAAGGAAUGUCAGUAUUGCUGGGAGAACACUCUACAAGCUGGACACCUCCUGGCCUAAAUAUUCCGAGCAUUUCACUGGAGAGGUUUUCGGAGUGGCUGUGAACCAUCAGGCCGGUGUAGUGUACAUUGUGCAGAGAGGUGAGAAUGUCCCUAAAGUUCUGGUGUUUAGCACAGACGGAGAUUUCCUGCAUGCCUGGAACACCAGCACACUAGAGAUGCCACAUGGUAUUUUUCUGGCCAACGCUUCAAGUUUCCCCACUGUGUGGAUAACUGAUGUGGGGAAUGGGCCCUAUGGACACACUAUAAAGCAGUAUUCAUCCUCUGGGAAGCUGCUGCAGGUGCUGGGAACAGCAGGGAAAUCCGGCUCUGGUCUCAACCCACUGCAGUUCGACCAACCUGCUGAUAUUUUCAUCCAUGACUCCACCAGAGAGAUUUACAUUGUGGAUGGAGAUGGAGGAAUGAACAACCGUCUCAUCAAACUGUCUCAAGACCUGCAGAUGUUGUGGAUGCAUGGUGAGAAAGGUGAAGGGCUCUCACAGUUCUACAUCCCUCACAGUGUGGCUGUCGAUCAUUUUCAGAGGGUGUGGGUUGCUGACCGAGGAAAUAAGCGGAUUCAGGUGUUUAACUCGGUGACUGGAGACUGGCUGGGCUCAUGGGGAAGCUGCUUCACAGACGACGCACCUUACUCCGUGAGGCUCACCCCUGACCAGAAGUACCUGGUUGUUGCACAGUUAAACACUAACCGUGUCACUCUGCUGGAGGCUCCACCUGUGGGAAUUAUUGGUCAGUGUAAAGUGGUGAGUUCCAUCCAACUGGCUGAUGACAUUAAACCUCACCUGGUGGAUUUGGAUCAGAAAACGGGAGCACUUUACGUGGCAGAAAUCGGUGGUCAGCAGGCUCAGAAGUUUGUACCAACAACAUUUAGGAAUAACGUCCUUUAAACCACAGACUUCACCUGCUCAGAGGGAGCUGUUUGAAAGGGAAGAUGAAAUUAUUAAAACCUGACAUAAUUUAGAUUCAUUUUGAAUAAGGGUAUGAACCAUUAAGUCAUAUUCGGGAUAAAUACGAUACUAUAAUAAUAUUUCUAAGAAUAUUUUCCAGAUGCCAGUUCUAAGCUGAAAUAAGUGCACUUUAUUUUGGUAUUGCAGGAUGAUCAGAAUACUUUGUUUUCGGUUUGUAAUACAAUAUGUCUGUGCAGGUGAAUGUUUUGACUGGAUGGAACAAAUAAGCUUUGACAUGAAAACAAGUAUUUAAGUCUGAAUUUCAGUCCACAUUUAAGCACAUAAAUAUUCUUAAGUGUAAGAGUACAUGCAUCUUGUUUAGUGUUGCCUGGUGCUUUUGAAUGUGACUGUAACUGUAUUUGCCAUGUCUGUAAUGCUUUACUUUGUGCUGUAACAUAUUCAUGUAAAUCUAUACUAUAAUUCAUGUUUGCUUUAGAAAUGUGAGUUGAUGCUUUUUCUGUGAUUUGGAAAAAUAUAUGGAUUGACAUGCCACUAUAUAACUUGUUUUUAUCCAUCAUUAUCAGUUUGGGACAUAUUUUAGAGUGAUUUAAUAUAUAAUGGAAGCAAUUUGUGAGAGGAAAGGUGUGACCAGUAUUACCUGAGUUUUGUUAUGUAUGACUGAAAAUAUACAUGGAGUUUAUCAAAAGAUUUUUAAAGUAGUCUGUAUUUUUAUUAGUGACUAAUUAUUAAAUGUGUCAACUUUUCACUGUAUUUAUAAUGGACAUAUACAAAGGUUAUUGCAAGUGCAAACUUAAUUAGGAGGCCAAAUAUGUGUUUAGGUAUUGAUAUUAUUAUUAUUAUUAUUAUUAUUAUUAUUAUUAUUGGAAAUGGUCAUUGAGCAGUGUUGUUUGUUAUUUGUUGUGUACAUUUGCAAUGUGAAUCAAUUAAUUCAUGUAGCAAAAAAGAAUCAUGUUUCUGAACUCGAUGUCAAAAAAACUGCCAUUUGUCUUUACUGGAAAUUACUGUCUUUACUCUAUUGUAAGAUUAAAUCAUUUUCAAAACCAAAGUAUUCUUUAAAGCUGUAAAUGUCAAUAAACCUCUGUCAAUACAAUGCUCACCUGA